Macrosteles quadrilineatus (aster leafhopper) is the source of this 2901-nucleotide messenger RNA. Its product is annotated as facilitated trehalose transporter Tret1-like. Bases 130 to 1617 code for a protein of 495 amino acids. Lineage: Eukaryota; Metazoa; Arthropoda; Insecta; Hemiptera; Cicadellidae. Gene Ontology annotation, cellular component: membrane. Gene Ontology annotation, molecular function: sugar transmembrane transporter activity. The transcript has 7 exons. The record is from RefSeq and is a predicted model, not a curated record. Gene Ontology annotation, biological process: carbohydrate transport; transmembrane transport.
CCAGUUGUCCCUGCGUACUUCUACACUUCGGUUGUGUUAUAGCAGAGUGAUAAGAUUGUGAUGAAAGCUCAGUUUAGAGUGAUCUGCUAUAAGUGAUCAGUGAACAAACUAAUCAGCUGUUUAAGAAAUAUGGAGCUGAGCAAAGUGAACGGCGCCGAGGGCAAAGACGGCGCAGGGUCACUGGCGCAACCUCUGGUGCAACAAGAGAACCUGUCUCCGUACAGAUCAACUACGAUGGUCGAGGGACGAUCACGAUUCAACCUGUACAUCGCCUGUGUGGCUGCCAACAUCGCAUCAUUUGCCAUCGGAAACUGCUUCACCUGGACUUCCCCAACCCUUCCGAAGCUGCAAGUUCCCAAUGACAUUGUAUGGAUCAAUGACGAAGAGGCUUCAUGGAUCGGAUCUCUGAUCGCCUUCGGAGCCAUCUUCGGUCCGUUUGCAGCUGGGUUCCUUGUGAACCGUGUGGGUCGCAAGUGGUCCAUCACAGCAUCCGUCGUCUGCAUCAUCAUCAGCUGGUUGAUUCUGUUGUUUGCUCGCUCUGUGCCGCUCAUCUACGCAGCUCGAGUGUUGGCUGGUGUAGGAGGGGGGAUAAUUUACACAGCUGUUCCUAUGUAUGUGGCGGAGAUCGCUGAGGACGAAGUUCGAGGAGCGCUUGGUUCCAUGCUUGCUUUCUUCCUCUGCUCAGGGUUUCUCCUGCCAUACACUAUCGGUCCCUACGUCUCGUACAAUUUGCUGAUCCUCGCGUCGCUUGUUUCACCGAUUGUUUGUCUUGUUGUGUUCACGGCUCUGAUGCCAGAAACUCCGUACUUCCUACUACAAGAAGGUCGGGAUGCUGAAGCCUUAAAGAGUCUGUCGUGGUUGCGUAAAGGCGCAACGGUUGAGGACGUCAAGAAGGAACUGAAUCUAAUGAAGGUUUCAGUGACAGCUACCCUCGAAGAGUCAGGCACGAUCGUGGAUCUGUUUUCCACCCUGGGCAACCGCAAGGGGUUGUUGUUGUCCUGCGGGUUGGUAGCGGGGCAACAACUAAGCGGCAUCAACGUUGUCCUCUUCUAUGCAGAAGGAAUCUUCCAAAUGACCGGGUCCAACCUUUCCCCCUCCAUCUGUUCUAUUAUUGUCGCUGUCAUCCUUAUUCUCUCCGCCGGCAUCGCAGCACCUCUGGUCAAACGAUUCGGCAUGAAGUCUCUCCUUAUUAUCUCGGCUAUUGGAAUGGGAGUGUUCCAGGGACUUCUUGCGCUUUAUUUCUACCUCCAACAUGAACAAAAGGACCUCUCAUCAAUCUCCUGGCUUCCUAUUGCUAGCCUGAUUGGUUAUAUGACAAUGUAUGCAGUAGGAUUCGGACCACUCCCAUGGGCUGUGAUGGCUGAAAUGUUUCCUCCGAAUGUCAAAGCCAUCGGGUCAGCCGUGACGGCUUCCUUUUGCUGGGUGAUUGGUUUCUUGAUGACGAAAUUCUUCGUAGUCAUCUGCGCAUCCCUAGGAGAGUACGUCAGUUUUUCUAUGUUUACCGUCUUUUGUAUUCUCAUGGUUUUCUUCACCCUGUUCCUCUUGCCGGACACAAGGGGAAUGUCCUUCGAGGAGAUACAAGACGUUCUCAACAACAGGAGGAGAGGGAAAGCGUAAACAGAAAAGUUAUGCGAUAUAUGUUAGAUUGACUCACUAUUUCCUGUGGGUGUCACGGAGUUAAGACGUUCAAAUUUGUAAGGCGUUCAAAAGGUAGCAGGGUUAGUGUUCUAAUUUGAUAUAUUUGUGACCAAAUUAAAAGGGCAACGGACUUUGGAGUCACAGGAAAAAAAGUGAGAUUUUUUCCCCUUAAGUACAUUAUUUGUACAUUUAUUUGACCAGAACAUUUUGCUCUGAUUGAUUUUUUCCACAAAAAGUCAUGUAAUAACUAAAGGCUGUAAACAUCCGCCAUUUAAAAUGUAAAUUUACUAGUUUAAGGAUUAUUUUACAGUAAAAUGAUUCUGUUUAAAAUUAGGCUAUUCUAUCGUGUAAUAAGAUCGACAACCUUAAACCUUUUUUUAUUUUUUUAAAUAGCUUUUAUUACUGGGGUUAUGGAUUAGGGCCUAAUUCAUAUUUCCUAAAUUUAAAUCAAGUUACUAACUAAUGAAAACUAUUGAAGAUUGUGAGCCUCAAUGCAAUAAACAUUAAUAAUUUAAACCUUUUUUUACAUUUUGUUUUAUAUUUUUGUCUUCUAUUUAAGAUCUCUUAAUUUAUGAGCAAAUAAUAUGCAAAAAUUUGUUAUGUAUAGGAACAAUCAAAUAUCAGGGUAAAGCAUAUAGAAAUUAAUUACAUCUUGUAAACCUUGUCUUAAGCUAUGCUACAAACAAAAGGUGUGUUUCCUAGUCAUUGUUUAGGCUAUUUAAUCAUUAAUACUGUAUUGUCAAAAUUAAUAGUUAAGUUCAAUUCCAUUAUGAUAUUACAAUGUCAUCUAUUUCUAACAAAGACUAGAUUAUUCAAUCUUUUAGUCGUGAAUUCUAUAUUGUGCCAAACAAUUGUUUCGUUAAGUGUAUAUCGUGCCAAAAACUUUUAUUUAUAAUUUAACAACUGUUAUUUCCAACAACUGUCUCCGUGUUCGGAGAGGGUAUUAACAAGAAAUUAAUAUUUUCAGACAGUUAUCUCUGGGAAAAAAUAUCAUUGUUAUAAUAUAAUUUGACCUUUUUAAGUAUCUAUAAGCCCCUGGACUAUAAUUAUCCACACAAACUUUCUGAACUAUAAUCCUCUUACAAAAUCAUUAAUCAGCUAGGCUAUUUCGCUUUUCCUAAAAAUGUAAAUAAUAUGUCUGUGAUUUUUUAUUAAAACUUCUAGAUAUAAGGAUGUUGUAGCUUUGUGAAACUGAAAACAUUCUGAAGUAGUAAAUGUUGUAGUUAACAAAACAUAUUGUUCAAUAAAUGUAUAUUUUUGUAA